Clupea harengus (Atlantic herring) is the source of this 4740-nucleotide messenger RNA. Its product is annotated as zinc finger FYVE domain-containing protein 1-like. Gene Ontology annotation, molecular function: GTP binding; zinc ion binding; 1-phosphatidylinositol binding. Bases 1449 to 3581 code for a protein of 710 amino acids. Lineage: Eukaryota; Metazoa; Chordata; Actinopteri; Clupeiformes; Clupeidae. Gene Ontology annotation, cellular component: lipid droplet. The record is from RefSeq and is a predicted model, not a curated record. Gene Ontology annotation, biological process: lipid droplet formation. The transcript is spliced from 11 exons.
ACUCCGCCCAUUCAACGUUACAUAUAUGUUUAUGAAUGCACCCUCCCAGUGUGCAAAUGGAGCUUCCUGAUUGGCUGUUCUUGAACCUUCAACCUACGACUCAAAAUAAGCAGAUCAGCUGAUCUGACUCUACUGGCACAACAACACAGGAGGGCAACAAUCAAGAGUACUAGUGUAAUCUCCGAUUUUACAAGACGCCUUUCUGUGCAAAAACUUUUGUAUCCGUUGGUACAGUGAGCGUCUCCAAAAGAAGUCUGUUACUUUUAACUUCUCUCUGGCGAACAGAAGCUAGCGGGAUGUUAUAGCUUGCUGGCUAGUUUUUAAGCUUUAUCAAUAGCCAAGUCAUCGGUAUCAAAAGGAGAGUUAGCCUAGCUAUCUAGCUAUUUGGAUUGUUUACCAGCUAGCAUAGCUGAAUGACCACUUGUUUAACUUGAGAGAAUUACGGUGUCGUUGCUUAUUUUAAAGACACAAGAACACAGGAUGAUAUAACUAGCCAAUGCUAUCUGACAUUUCCUUAGCCUGCAAUUUGUUAUUAUAACCUGUUACACUGGAUAUCAGGCUGUUUAGGAUGCAAAAUUGUUCUGUCAUUUCUCCGUCAUGUUAGUUUAAACAUCCGGUGGAAAUCUGUUCAUUUUCUGUACAUUUUGUUCGUGAAUGUAAAUACUAGGGUUACAUAUUCAGUUAUUUGUCGGGGUUUGUGAACAAGCAAUGAUUUUGAGUUGGGUUUUUGCUUUGCUGGCAGACCAACCCUGUUAGCAUCGUUAGCAGCGCUAGUCAAAUAUCCUGUGUUGGUAUAAUGCUUCAGAAAGUGUUUACCUUUAAGGCAGCUAUCCGUUAUUCCUCAGCGUCAGCCAAGUUAUUUUACAAGAUAGAUGCAUCUGUGUGGUUUUAGAGUUUGUGCAACCUCGGCUGUCGCUAUGUUAGUGUUGUGUUUUGUUAGCUAUUAACUAAGCUAUCGAUAGCAUAUCUAAGUGCAAUCAAAUUCUACCCAGGUAGCUAUUCAACUGUUCAAGUGUGUUCUUAGAGGCAUAAAGUCAGAUAAUAUUUGAGUGUUGGUAUAACGGUUUUUGAAAAAUAUCACAUUGACAUUUAGAUUCAAACCGUUCGUGCCAUUCAUAUUUUUGUAAUGCAUGGUGAAAGGUGCGUGACAUGACGUUUUCAUAUUGGAUUAAUUCAUAACACUAAUAAAUUGUGGGUGGAAAUCGGGAAACUAAGUUCAGAACUCACUUUGCAUACAUUGUGUUUGAGUAGCCAAAUGCUGAAGGGACUUAACAACCAGUAAAGUCUAAGUAACCAGUCAUAACACAGCUAUUAGCCAACAUCACCAAAAACAUAUCAAGCCUUACAGACCUGUAAUCUGAGUUUAGCAUCGGCUGCUUAGCAUUUUAUUCAUACCUCCUGGUGCCAGCCCAGCCCAGAUACAUUCAAAGGAAGCAGCUUGACAUACAAUGAGCAGUCAUGGUCCUUCACAGGAAAAAGGAGUUAACACCAGUCUAGCGUGCCAGGAGAGUUAUGUGUGUGACGGCUCUGAGGAGGCUGUGUUUGAGUGCCAUGACUGUGCCAGUCUGCAGUGCUCCCUCUGUGAGCUGGAGGUUCACCAGCAGGAGCGACUCCGAGACCACCAGCGCGUGCCCAUAGGCCCCGGGCAUGUGCCCGGCUGCGACAGCUGCAAGGGGGGCAACGGGAAGGGCGGCUCGGGGAGCGGCAAGCGCAACCUGUCCGUCGUCCGCUGCCAGACCUGUAAGACUAACCUUUGCCAGGACUGCCAGAAACGCACCCACAACGGAGGGGGUAAGAAGAAGCACCCGCUCACUCACUACCCGCCGCCCAGAAGUGGCCAGCACAGCGGCCAGACGGGCGUCAGCAGUGGGCAGGAUCUGGCGAAAGCCCAGCAGGCAGAGCUCCUGGAGAAGGUCACUAGCUUCCUGCUGGUGGAUGAGAACGAGGAGGUGCAGAUCCAGAAUGAGGAGGAGUUUGUGAAGAGGCUGGACUGCCAUCCAGACGAGCUUCUCAAAGUGGUGUCCAUCUUCGGGAACAUCGGAGAGGGCAAGUCCCACACACUCAACCACACCUUCUUCCAGGGCAGGGAGGUGUUCAAGACGUCGCCCACCCAGGAGUCCUGCACCGUGGGGGUGUGGGUGGCUUUCGACCCCGCCCACCGCAUGGUGGUGAUUGACACCGAGGGUCUCCAGAGCAACAGCUCCAACCAGGGCCAGCGCACCCGCCUGCUGCUCAAGGUGCUGGCCAUCUCCGACCUCAUCAUAUACCGCACCCACGCCGACCGUCUCCACGACGACCUCUUCCGUUUCCUGGGAGACGCCUCGGAGGCCUACCUGAAGUACUUCACCAAGGAGCUGAAGGCCACUGCCGCGCGCUUCGGUCUGGACGUCCCCCUCUCCACUCUGGGCCCUUCCGUCAUCAUCUUCCACGAGACCGUCCACACCUCACUGCUCGGCUCCGAGCGGUCGUCUGAGCCGGUGGAGCGCCUGCUCCAAGAGCGGUUCCAUAAGCUGGGCCGCUUCCCCGAGGCCUUCAGCUGCGUGCGCUACUGCGGAACACACACCAGCGCCCCGCCCACAGACUUCAGGAGCCUGCGGAACAUUCUAGAGAGCCAGCUGGAGAGCCACACCACACGUUCCCCGCGCUCUCCUCUCGUCAUAUACAAAGCCCUGCAGGCUCUGAGCGAGCGCUUCAGUGGUGAGAUCUCAGACGAGCUCAUCUCUCACAGCUGUUUCUUCCCUGAUGAGUACUUCACCUGCUCCAGCCUCUGUCUCAGCUGUGGCUCGAGCUGUAGGAACAGCACAAACCACCUGAGAGAGGACGUUCCCCACGAGGCCAAACACCGCUGCCGAUACUCCGCUCACUAUGACAACCGCAUCUUCACCUGCAAGGCCUGCUAUGAGGGAGGGAAGGAGGUGGUCGUCGUGCCAAAGACUUCUGCGUCCUCUGAUUCCCCAUGGUUCGGCCUCGCCCGAUACGCUUGGUCGGGGUACGUGAUUGAGUGUCCUGGUUGUGGGGUGAUCUACCGCAGCAGACAGUUCUGGUAUGGCAACCAGGACCCUGUGAACACGGUGGUCCGCACCGAGAUCCAGCACAUCUGGCCUGGGUGUGACAGCCUGCUGAAGGACAACAGCAAUGCGGCGCAGCGUCUGCUGGACGGGGUGAACCUCAUGGCCCAGUCUGUGUCUGAGCUCAGCGUCAAACCAGCCAAGGCCGUCACCUCCUGGAUCACGGAUCAGAUCGCACCGGCCUACUGGAAACCCAACGCCCUUAUCCUGACGUGUCAUAAGUGUGCUGAGGUGUUCCAGGAGAGCGGCACCAAGCACCACUGUCGUGCGUGUGGAGAGGGCUUCUGUGACCAGUGCUCCUCACGCCUGCGCCCCGUGCCAGAGAGGGGCUGGGGGCUCGCGCCUGUCAGAGUGUGUGACGCAUGCUACGACCAGAAGGACAUACACACAGAGCUAGUGGUGGUGGAGCAUGAGGAGGAGGACGGAGGGACCCUGGCCAGAAAGGUUGGAGAAGUGGUGUCCAGCACGUUAGGAGCCGUCGUUACUGCCAUCGACAUCCCACUAGGUGAGUGAAGACCAGAACAUGAAAGGAGUUUAAAGGUUCAGUCCAUGAUUCAUCCCACUAGGUGAGUGAAGACCAGAACAUGAAAGGAGUUUAAAGGUUCAGUCCAUGAUUCAUCCCACUAGGUGAGUGAAGACCAGAACAUGAAAGGAGUUUAAAGGUUUAGUCCAUGAUUCAUCCCACUAGGUGAGUGAAGACCAGAACAUACAGGGAGUUUAAAGGUUUAGUCCAUGAUUCAUCCCACUAGGUGAGUGAAGACCAGAACAUACAGGGAGUUUAAAGGUUUAGUCCAUGAUUCAUCCCACUAGGUGAGUGAAGACCAGAACAUACCGGGAGUUUAAAGGUUCAGUCCAUGAUUCAUCCCACUAGGUGAGUGAAGACCAGAACAUGAAAGGAGUUUAAAGGUUCAGUCCAUGAUUCAUCCCACUAGGCGAGUGAAGACGAGAACAUGAAAGCAGUUUAAAGGUUCAGUCCAUGAUUCAUCCCACUAGGUGAGUGAAGACCAGAACAUGAAAGCAGUUUAAAGGUUCAGUCCAUGAUUCAUCCCACUAGGCGAGUGAAGACGAGAACAUGAAAGCAGUUUAAAGGUUCAGUCCAUGAUUCAUCCCACUAGGUGAGUGAAGACCAGAACAUGAAAGCAGUUUAAAGGUUCAGUCCAUGAUUCUAAUCCAGUGCACGUUUUGUCAAACUCAGUAAAUGACUCCUGACGGUCCUACAGCUGUCUGUGUAUAGUUGUGUGCGCUCAAAUACACAGUCCCUUGCUCUGUAAAUGGGACAGAAAUAUAGCGGCUCAGGUCAAGCCAUAAAUAGUUCUAGCCAAUCAACACGUUACUUCAGGAGCAUGGAAAGGAGGGGUGUAAUAUGAUUGGCUUUUGAGCUCAAAUAUCAACAACCUUUCACCAGAAUGGCAGACUGGACCUUUAAUGUAAGAGCGCUUCACUGACCUCUGCUGGUGGCAGACUGCACCUUUAAUGUAAGAGCGCUUCACUGCCCUCUGCUGGUGGCAGACUGGACCUUUAAUGUAAGAGCGCUUCACUGACCUCUGCUGGUGGCUCCCAGGAGCCUUUUUGCUGCAAGUUGCUGCCCUCUAGUGGUCAGUGAGUGGAAUGUUUCAGUCCUACUCCAGGGGGACCCUUCACUGUGAGGUUUUCAUCACUCUCUCUCUUUAUC